Leucoraja erinaceus (little skate) is the source of this 10743-nucleotide messenger RNA. Its product is annotated as ribosomal protein S6 kinase beta-1-like. The transcript has 16 exons. Gene Ontology annotation, biological process: signal transduction; protein phosphorylation. Lineage: Eukaryota; Metazoa; Chordata; Chondrichthyes; Rajiformes; Rajidae. Bases 70 to 1689 code for a protein of 539 amino acids. The record is from RefSeq and is a predicted model, not a curated record. Gene Ontology annotation, molecular function: ATP binding; protein serine/threonine kinase activity.
UGCUGACGCGGGGGGAGCUGGCGAAGCUACGCAUGUGCGGGCGUCGGUGAUGGUGGGUGAGCGGAACCCAUGAGGAGCCGGGUAGCCGGAGAGCGUGAGAUGGCGGGAGUCUUCGACAUCGACCUGGACCCCGAGUACCAGCAGGAUGAAGGCGGCUCGGACGAGGAGCUGGAUGAGGUACUACAGUACAGUGACUGCAUGGAGCAUGGGGUUCCAUUUGAACUGGAUAUGGAACACUGUGAAAAAUUUGAAAUCUCUGAAAACAAUGUGAAUAGAGGUCCAGAAAAAAUAAGACCGGAGUGCUUUGAGCUUCUGCGCGUGCUAGGCAAAGGUGGUUACGGGAAGGUUUUCCAAGUAAGGAAGGUAUUGGGUGCAUAUACUGGAAAGAUAUUUGCCAUGAAAGUGCUAAAGAAGGCAAUGAUUGUUCGUAAUGCAAAGGACACAGCCCAUACGAAAGCAGAGCGCAGUAUCUUGGAGGACGUGAAGCAUCCAUUCAUCGUGGAUCUGAUGUAUGCUUUCCAGACUGGAGGGAAGCUCUACCUCAUUCUUGAAUAUCUCAGUGGUGGAGAGCUCUUCAUGCAGCUGGAAAGAGAAGGAAUCUUUAUGGAAGACACCGCAUGUUUUUAUCUCGCUGAAAUCUCAAUGGCUUUGGGGCACUUGCAUCAGAAAGGUAUUAUUUAUCGCGACUUGAAGCCAGAAAACAUCAUGCUCAAUCAUCAAGGGCAUGUUAAACUAACAGAUUUUGGAUUAUGUAAGGAAUCUAUUCAUGAUGGUGCUGUGACUCACACUUUCUGUGGUACAAUAGAGUACAUGGCACCGGAAAUUUUAAUGAGAAGUGGACACAAUCGUGCUGUGGACUGGUGGAGUUUAGGAGCCCUAAUGUAUGACAUGCUGACGGGAGCACCUCCUUUCACUGGCGAGAACAGGAAGAAGACUAUCGACAAAAUCCUGAAGUGUAAACUCAAUCUGCCGCCCUACCUCACACACGAAGCCAGAGACCUUCUUAAAAAGCUGCUAAAAAGAAAUGCUUCAUCCCGCCUUGGAGCUGGAGUUGGGGAUGCAGCUGAUGUUCAGGCUCAUCCUUUCUUCAGACAUACAAACUGGGAGGAUCUUUUAGCUCGUAGAGUUGAACCGCCCUUCAAGCCAUUUCUGCAAUCAGAUGAUGAUGUCAGUCAGUUUGAUUCAAAGUUCACACGGCAAACACCUGUUGACAGCCCUGAUGACUCGACCCUCAGCGAAAGUGCCAAUCAAGUCUUCCUGGGAUUCACCUAUGUGGCUCCAUCAGUACUGGAAAGCGUUAAGGAAAAAUUCUCAUUUGAGCCAAAAAUCCGUUCACCUCGCAGGUUUAUUGGCAGCCCUAGGACUCCGGUGAGGUUUUUUUGUUUGGCUGGAGAGAGGUCACCUUGUGUGCGAGUUGCCUCAAAUGUGGGUCCUCUUUUAAGCAGCCCGAUCAAGUUUUCUUCUGCCGACUGCUGGAGUCGGGGAUCCGGCAUGGAACCGCCCAGAGGUCGUGGGUCAUCGGACUACCCCAUGGACGUUGGGAUGGAACAGAUGGACGUAACCGUUAGUGGAGAGGCAUCUGCUCCACUGCCGAUCCGGAAUCCCAUGGGCGUGAGUUCUGUGCCUUUCAAAAAGCAAACGUAUCCCGUGCCCCCGAACAGACCAGCACACCUCCGCAUGAACCUAUGACGACAGCUGAACAGGGAAAGAAAAUAGAACACCGAUUGAAAACUGUGGAUGCAAGCACUAACCGAGUAUACACGGGAGAGUGUAAUUGGGGAUGGUACCAAAUCUCCCCACCUUUCUCCCCCUUCAGCCCUUUACGAAAAAUGUCCACGGAAGUCUCGGUUCAGAUCCGAUAUACAAUGAAAACAUACAUCACUGACCGGAAAAAAAAGGGAGAUUAAAAUAAUUGGUAGGAUGGUGAACAUCUUUGCGAGAUUGACGCCCCAUGUGGUGAUUCACCUCUUGAGAUUCUGCACUUGACAUUAACAGAAAACGCCCGUGGCUCAUCAUUGUAAAUGGUGUUGAAGAAAUCUUCCUGCUUUAGGUGCCUGAUGAACACAGUAUUACCAAAAGCAGAGUUGCUGCACAGCUUUGCCUACACCUCUCAAUCAAACUGAAGCGUGUGUCCAGAGGGUGAGGUUGGGUUCCAAGAAUGCCCGGUGUGUCUGCACUCGGAUGUAAAGGAUUGCACCGUGUCAUACCGUUAGAAGAGCUCAAAAUCUCAGAUGCUAGGACCAGCGUUAUAAUACAUUUGAGCCCACGUAAAUGCAGUUUAUGGAGAGAGAUCAUGGAUUAAAAUAUCUAAAUACCACGCUGCUGUGCGUGCAUGUUGAUACAAUUGCAUUAACUCUUUGGUGCAUUCAAGUCUUAAAAGCCUACGUUUGCUUUGUCCAGACUUAAUGUUUGAAGAGGUUUAAAGUUUACCACAUUAUCUGCCUUUUUGCCUACUGCAAUUAUACUCUUAAGAGUUCUCUGUAAUCACAGUACUGGAAUAGAUUUAUUUUGAAAUAACACAAUCCCGCCUGCUGAGUAUGUCACCAUAUAGGUGAUGGUGUGCGAUAAGCACUUUAAACUCUGGCCAACAUAAAUUUAUCGCUCAUUGUGACAGAAAAUCCCUAUUUAAAUCCUCUUUAUGUGCCCUCUUAAAUUUCUCCUUUCUGCAUCUCCUUCAAAAUGCAUUCACAUGUUGGUGUCAAAAUAAUCCGAGGCCCUAAAGGUGAUGUUUCGCCAGCCCACUGAAUGAGGUGAGUGUAAGGAAGGCAAGGUGAAAGAAAAGUAAACCUUGUCGGCCUAAUGCAAAUUUUCCCUUGGGUUCAAGUAUAUCUGAGUCUGAAACUGACAAUUAGCACUUUCCAAGGAAUCAUGGUGCUGAACAGUACACUGCAUUCUUUCCUCCGUUAUGUCACUUGACAAAUAUUUGCUCAAAAUCCGCCAUGCGGUGAUCUAGGCCUCCAGGUCCGAUCAGUGUGAAGUGUAAGCGUGUGCUCAAUCUUGUUUUCUUUAUAAACUGCUUUUUCUCUGUUUCUACACUUGAAAUUGGUUGAGCCAUAGGAUACAAGCCAUAAAUGCCUUUACGCAUGCAAAGGCAGUCUGGCAUGCAUUUGGCCUUUUUGAGUACAAAACGAUAUGAGAGCUUAAAUCCAAGUUUAAAAGUGGCUGAUACACAUAUAGCUCUUAAAGAGACAUGAAAAGGCAGUUACAGAGCUAUUUGUUUCACUGAUUUGAUUCUCAUUGAAUUUCUAAAUACUUUGCCAAUUCUUGUUCUUUGGGCCUGUGUGCUGUGUCUUUAGAUAUUAUAUUUUAUUUUUGCUACUUCAAUCUAGAUUUUUUUAUCACAGGUUUAUAAAUCUUCACCUAAUUCUUCUCCAAGUAAUUACGUCAUAAUUUCACCCUUUUCCAUUCCAUUACGGGUCAUCACUUCGCCCUUUCCCAAUCUGUUACGGGUCUUCACCUUGCCCUUUCACAGUCCAUCUUAGCUAGAGUGAAGAUGCACAAUGAACCUUGUUUGAGUACAUUUUACCUUUUAUGUUUUCAAGUAGAAAAUCGAGGCAAACCAAACGGCCUCACUAUCAGCAAAGGUCGUCAGCUUGAAGCACGAGAAAUGGUAGCAAGAAAGCAACAAAGAAAGACUGGCUUCAGUGUGUUAAUUCCUGAAAUUCAGAUUAAGGUAGUUGACUGUUAGCUCCAUCUCUCCCCACACCCCACUUUGUUGAGCAUCAUAGUGCAAGAUAUUAUUUCCAUUGUUUUUAAAAAUUCAUGCUUCAAAUAGUAUCAAGCCAGAUUGGCUUGUUUAAUUUUUGAGUAAAAUCUUGGUUGACAAUGGCACAUGAUUCAGGAGAACAUGCGAAAACCUGUGGGUCUUGUAGUGCACCAGGAGCACCAUUUUCAGUUCUCUGAUUUGUGAAAACUGAGUUUAUUUCCUUCAUUGGACGUGCUAAUUCGGAGUUAAUUCUGAUCAUUUAUGGCAAAAAGUGGGAAACUUUGGAAUCAAAUCUUAUAACAUGCAGACUUGCUGCACGAUUUUGUGAGACUGAGCAAAUCUCCCAGUCGGUCGUCAAUACUGAAACAGGCCACCUAGCUAAUUGAGGCUGGCAAUGUACCCAAUCAAUGGCAGACUCAAACCAGUCAAAUACUUUUUUUGAUUGGUUUCAGAAAUGCUAAAAUUGCUUUCUAUUUCCUGGUGCCUCUGUGAAUGGUAGGCUACAGCAAGCAUUGUCAAUGUUUGAAAUUGGCUAUGUUCCCAAUGUGUUGAACAAAAAUAAAUUUUGUAAGUCUUUUGAAAGGUGUUCAAGAUGAAAUAUAGAUAAAUCAUUUCAUAAUUUACUGCAGUCACCCAAUUCCUUUUCUGUUGAGUUGGAAUGUGGAAAUACUUCAGCUGGCAAGGGUGAUUGGUCUUGGAGUGAAGCAUCAGUUCCUUCGUGGCAACAUGACAUGCCACAGUUCCUUUCUGAGCAGAGAAUCAUGGUGCGAACCUAUGUCCCGACUGUACCAGACUGAGAUUGAACACUGUCAGCCAGUAAAACACCUCAUUCUAAUAUCAUGCGAGAGUUUGAUGGAGAAAUUUUAACAAGUUUCCUGAACCAAAAAACAUUUGAAAUUUAUAAGUCCUAUAGCUAACCAUUUUAGUCAGAGAAUAUUGUCACGGAAGAGUAGUUUUACUGUUUAUCCAAAAGGUAGGUUGGUUGAUUAUUUUUUGGUAAAAUAAUCUGUUAUAUUAAUGUUUAUAUUUUAAGUUCACAACAGCCCAACUACCUCCCGCUUUAUUAUACGCCCUUUUUAAUGGGGACUACAGACAUUUGUGCUAAACUCUGAUGCUUGUUCUAGUUAAAUAGAAAGUAUCAAAGAAGGAUAAAGACCAGCACCUUUGAAUUCAUAGUUGUUAUUAUUCACGAAGCACAAAGUACUGGGGCUGUUGGAUUUUGAGCAAAUCCAGUUCAUUUUACGCUGAGGAUCAUGGGAUUUAAAAAAGCUUUGUGAAUUGCCUUCCAGGACUAAUUCCCCCCCCCCCCCCCCCCCCCCCCCCCCCCCCCCCCCCCCCCCCCCCCCCCCCCCCCCCCCCCCCCCCCCCCCCCCCCCCCCCCCCCCCCCCCCCCCCCCCCCCCCCCCCCCCCCCCCCCCCCCCCCCCCCCCCCCCCCCCCCCCCCCCCCCGUUUUGAGUAACACAAUGAGCUUGAGUUAGAGCAGUCCAUUAGCCUACAGUUGCUCAAUGCACAAAUAACUUUUAUUUAUACAUUUCAAAAUAAGAUUACAAUCAAUGACAUAAAGUACUUCAAAAUUGUUCCAAAAAAAAAUGACAGGUUGCAAUUCUAAGUAAUUUUGAAAUUGAUUUUUGAGAGAACUGAAAAUGGGUCAUACUUUUUAUGGAAAUGUUAUUGAAGGAGAAUAAUGUUCUGGUUUGCUUGGCUGUAUUGUUAAAGUACAAUUCAAUGUCCAAUCUCAUUUUCGUGCAAGAAAAAUUAAAAAGGGUUAAUUGGAUUGGAUCAUGCACUUGCUGGUAAAUGGAUUACAAAUGUCUUUAGCACCCCAAUAUUCGAUAGGACAAGGCUGUGAUGCUGAAGUUAAAAGGUUGAGAGAACAUCGGUUCAGCAUCCUUUAUUGCUUGUCCUAUGCUUUCAGACACUUGUUGAUGGUUUCCAACAAUAUUCUACCAGAUUGGCAAGCAUUCAUUUACCCACCACGUAACUGGAAAAGUGUAAGGAAUAAAAGUAUGUGCCCUGUGGCAGCACAUGGUUACAUUUUGCUGUACUUCAGUACUGCUUCAUAGAUAUCGUACAGUGACUGUAGAAAAUAGCAAUUAAGCAUUGAAUUACUUUUAAUUCUGCAGUCAAUCUUUUGUAUAUUGCAUUCUGCAAUCAUGUGAAGGCUGUUUUUCAAAAUUGUGACUGCAACACCAAACAUUUUUAAAUGAGCUUUGUUGCUCUUAAAUAAAACAUCCAGCAUCUCCAAAGAAUUGUACUGAACUUUCAAUAUAAAAUUCUUAAGCUCUUUAACAUCCAGGAAAACAAUCAUAAAUUAUAUUCUAAAAUUCAAAAAGGCUUAAAGUCUGGCGGUUAAUUCAGCUCUCUUCAGAGGUUUUAAGCCUUUUUGUUCAUGACAUUUCCAUCUAUUUUUUCUUUCUCUAUAUGUUCUCUAUAAUUUGGCGCACCUAACUUAAAUAAGGGGGAAAUAUUGGAAAGAGGAAGAGGAAAGUGAAGAAUGUUACAUAUAUAGAUUUAUUGUAAAGGUUAGAUUUUGAAGGCCUGCAGACUACAAUGUUGUUUUAAACAAGGAAUUUUCUUGAUUUCAUGCACUGUUUUCCCUUAUUUUGUAAUUAAUUUGCAUCAGUAUCCGCUCCCCUCCUGGGAUGACACAGCGACAAUGGCCACUUAGUUGAAGAUAAACUAUCCUCUUGGGAACACUGGGUUAAUGAGAGCUGCUCCUACAUGGAAAGUUUCGAAUUUUGUGUGAGUAAAACGUUCACCAAUUGAGGUUGGGAAAGAGGUCUUGGCGUUGUCAAGUUUCCAUCCUCUCUUUCCUCUCUCCUCCACAAGACCACAUUGCCUCCUCCAUCCAACAGUGAUGGUGUUUCUGACUCAGGCCAUCCUAUAUUGGGGAAGGGAUGAAUUUCAAUGAAAAUGAAGGUGGUAGACAUUUCAGUGGUAGCUGUAGUCAUGGUAGGCUCUUUGGGAAGGUGAUAGAUCAAACUAUGCAAAUCCUCCCCCCCCCCCCCCCCCCCCCCCCCCCCUAUUUUUUGUAAAUAAAACAAAAUGGAUUUGCCUAAUUGUUUAAUAAUCUUUGCAAAUUAGGCAUUGUAUUUUAACAGAUUUAUGAAAGUUUCUUGUCAAUCCUUAUUUUUGUAUGAUCUAUUUGAAUCUUCCUUGCAGCCAAAGUGGCUGGUUGAUUUGACUAAUAGAAUAGAAACAUUUUAUAAAGUGCUUCCUUUUCCCCUCUCCCCUCAAGCCUUUCUGUUGUAGAUUUAUUAGUUACUUUGUAAUUCUGUAGGUCGUAUGUAUUUGUGGGGGAAGAGGAGAAAUAUCAGUUUGUUUAUCAAAGCUUUUCAACUUUCAUGAAUGUGUAGUCUUUUUGGACUAUUAAAUUUAUUUUUGUUUGUAAAUGUAGCUGUUGAAACUGCCAUUAAUGUAUAUUUGAGUUUGUGAAUCUGGUAAAGAGAUGGAAAUAUGUGGAUUUGUCUCAUCGUUCUCAGCUGUCAUGGAUUUGGUUUUGCAUUUGAGUGUUGAGCCAGUUUGGUGCGGGCUAGAUCUCACGGAGACUGUAGAGACUGUUUUGGUAUCAUCCCCAACGGAAAGGUCUCGCCCACAAUAGUUCACUGCUUCCUUCACGCUACUGCUUUAUCAUCAUCUCAGUUUUCUCUGCUAAAGGUUAGUGUUUGAAUCUUAAAUCUGGGCUGGAAGAGCGGGUAAUCUCACUCCAACAUUGGGUAAGACCUCGUCUGGAGGUAUUCAUGUUAUUUUAAAAACUGCCUUGUACCAACGCAGCAGUGUAAUGUCACUUAACCAAAUAGUUCAUCUCUUUAGAGGUAUAUGAAGUUUAGGAAAUGGUGUUUUUUUUUUUACUUCCAGAAAGAAAUUAUUGCUUGUUGCAACAUGCAACACGUGCACGUAUAUUUCACCUCCAGUACUAUUUGCUUAAAUUAUCAUUUGUUUGAUCUUCAAACACGCUCACUUUUAGAUUGUUGCUUGCUUUCUCUAGGAAAACAAGUGGAGCCUGUACUUUUGCUGGGGUUGAGUUGGUCAUCAGUUCAUGCAAGGCUUGCCUAAACAGCAGUUUUAUUGCCAUUGGCAACCCAAACCAAACCAGCAACCACUCAGUUUCCGCAGAUAACAGGACCCUGGGUUAGUUUGGAUUUCACAUUAUUAAUUGCUAGGUAUAUCUACAAGCAUGAUUACAAAAUCAAGACAUUGAUUAAUCUAAUUCUUGAUAGAAGAUACUGAACUUUAGAAAAGUUGGUCUGUGCUUGAGAUUUGCCCAUACAGUGAAUUAGUUAUCUCAAACCUGCAGUCGGGCAAAAGAUGAACGGUGGACCCUGGACUUCUCAUCAAAUUAAAGAUGACCGAGCCAAGCCCUUAAAACCAUUCAUCCAUAAAUUGCUGAUUGUAUGAUGCAUACUAAUGAUGCAAGAUUGAUCCAUUCCUGCCUAUGCCCUUUUCUCACAUGUUUGCAGGGCUUUGCAUUAGCAACUCAGUCACUCUUUCAUCAGGCAAGAACUUAGAAAAUGAGUGUUGGCCUGCUGUUUUACUGUGGUGCGCAUCAUGGUUGAACAUAUGUUUAUUGAUACAUCAAACUGAGGGUUACACCUCUUCAUUUGUGCACUGCGCUUUCUCCUUUUGACAAAAUCGGGUUAAACUAAAUCAAUACAUGUGCACAGAUGCACAUCUGACACUUGCGCACCCCUGCCACUCUUUCACUUCCACUGCAACCCCACCCUUCUGCAUACUCAGCACCAGGCCACAGUCUACUUUAAACCAAUGAGCCACUAGACAGCUGAACGAGACACUCUUAAUAAUAUUCAAGUUACUCAUCGUCAUCUUCUAAAUAAAUGUAUGAUGGGUGUCUUGUCUAAGCAGCAUACACUUCCGCAUCUGCUUCUAAAUUGCUGGCUUAAACCACAAUAUAUUCUUUUAUACUAAAAUGCUAAUCCCCGUGAAAGAAAAGCUGCAAAUGCUGGGAACAUGAAGUUUUGAAAAAUACACAAGGAAACUAGCAGAUUGGCCAUCUUUUAAAAUGGACCGGCUUUCUGAGAAGCGUUAAGUUACUUUGUUUUACUUGUUUUUCUGUUCUGUGUCAACCAAAGGGAAAGCUGACUUUCUGUGCAGUGUUUGUUUUGCAAUGUGCUUCCCCCCCCCCCCUUCAAACUAAGAAAACGUUUGCACUGGAUUACUGCCAUUUUGUACUGAAGUGGAUGGCAGUUGGCAUUACUCAAAGUGCUGGAGGAACUCAGUGGGUCAAGCAGCAUCUCUGGUGGUCAUGGAUGGGUAAUUUCUCCACCUGAAACAUCACCUAUCCAUGUCCUUCAAAGAUGCUGUCUGACCCAUUGAAUUACUCCAGGACUUUGGGUUCUACAGAAGAUGCCAGUAGCUGCAAUUCAUUGUCUCUGCAAAUUAGCAUUACUGGUCUAUGGGAUGAACGUGGAAGUCGUGUGUGUGUGUACAUGCAAACAUCAGGGAAUCCCUAACAUUAUCACAGACCUCACUCUUCACUGUUCACAGUUGAAUUCAUCAUUCCCUGAGAUGACCCUUUUUUAAUCCUUACCAUUAUAGACAUUGUGAAGCACACAAUUAUGAAGCUGUCUGAAUCAAGUCACAAAAGCAGAAUGUAGACUUAAAGAUGGUAGAAUAUUGAAUCACCAGAGUGGACACUAAUUCUUAGCUUUAACAUUAGCAGCAAGUUUAGAAAAAUAUUUUUGUAAUUUUUAAUAAUAGGACUGUAGUCAUCUAAGUUUUCAGCUUGGUGUGGCAAGAUUGUAACAGAUACAAGUGUCGAACAGGUUUUGCCCAUCAUUUGGAACUUUGCAUCAAUUUAAAUUGGCAUUGGCUGGUUUUGUCCCAACAGAGGGAAGAUUUGGUUUGGAAAGCCGUGUUGCUCGUGGAUGCCAAUACCAAUGUGCUGUUCCUGCUUAUGCUAUUAAUUUGGUUAUCGUUAUUUGCGUUUGGCAUGUUAGAAAUUGGUGCAAUUUGGGCAACAAAUACACAUAUCAGGACAUUUUCCCAUUGGUGUGGAUGGUUAUUGAUGUAAAUAGAGGCUGGUUGAAUGUGGUAGUACUUUCUGAAUAUAUUACAUUGCGAUGGCCAGCUCUCAAUUUAUUGAAGUCAGUUAACGAGUCAUUACAUUUUCUUUCUCCAGCCAGCCCCCUUUCGAACCCCCUCAUCUAUGGACCCCAAAUACCAAAAGAGGUUCUUUGUUUUAUGACUAUCUGUAAAGUUAUCCAGCAGGCGGAUGCAUAUGUCAAAUAUUAAUCAUUUUAAUGAUAUCGGUGAAAAUUAUAGCACCCAACAGUAAAUAUCCCUGGUAAUGUGAAAGAAUUCUAGACACAGUCAGAUCUUUCACCAGCUGUUGGGAGGACUUUUCCUGAAUUUAUUUUAGUGCAUCUCGAACACCAGGGAAUUGGAUUCUGUUUAAAGUACGACCUGUGCUAACUCGGACCUUGAUGUAAAUUCUGGUGCCACAAUUAAAGGAAUUGAACUAAGAGAAAAUUGGUGCAGUGAUCACUACUGCUAGACCUUAUGCAUUAUGUAUAACUUGGAAUAUUCUCUGCUACUCUAAUGAAUGGUGCUUGCUGAGGAGACAGUUUGAAACUUUCUAUCAUGUUCAGUCGGAGUUUCAAGCAUCCAUUAUGCAUCUGAUUAGAUCCAUCUUUAUUUGCAUGGACAAUCCUGUUAGUUACAAUUGGCUGUGUAGAACAAAGAGUAACAAGACUCAUUUUGCCCCAGUCCUUCAUUCCAACAAGAGGAAAAUAGCACAAAUAUCUCACUUUAUCACUUGAAAGAUGUGUGAACAUUUUACCUGUUCUUGGGUGACCUUUGGUUCUGAGAUCAGUAUUUUGGCAUGGUGCUUUUACUGCUGGAGAAUCUUGCCUCAUUAUUUUGAGAGAACUACACUGUUGCCUGAGUAAAAAUGGUGUGAAGCUGCAUUUUUUUCUCCUUGCUAAUUAUCUUGUACUUAUUCAGCUUUAUUAUUGAAAUCAAAUUGGUCAAUGAAUGAAGAGCUGUAAAAUCCCAUUAAAAGGCAAAUUUGAAUGAA